This is a messenger RNA of Aphanomyces astaci, 3506 nucleotides long. RefSeq names its product oxoglutarate dehydrogenase (succinyl-transferring), E1 component, variant 2. The coding region runs from base 34 to 2709 and encodes 891 amino acids. Gene Ontology annotation, biological process: tricarboxylic acid cycle. The transcript is spliced from 19 exons. NCBI's taxonomy places the organism in Eukaryota, Oomycota, Saprolegniomycetes, Saprolegniales, Verrucalvaceae. Gene Ontology annotation, cellular component: oxoglutarate dehydrogenase complex; mitochondrion. The record is from RefSeq and is a predicted model, not a curated record. Gene Ontology annotation, molecular function: oxoglutarate dehydrogenase (succinyl-transferring) activity; thiamine pyrophosphate binding.
UUUGUAUCCAGGACACAACGUAGGACAGACAACAUGUGGCGAGUGGCACUGCGACUCAAGCCACGGGCGCAGCACAGCGCCUUUGCGUGUCGCCACUUGUCGACGUGGGUCACCAACGAGCCAGGCGCAACACCGGCAGCCGAAGCAACCGCAGUGAACAACGCCAAGACCAUUCAUCGCAUCAGUCCGAAUCACUUGCGAUCCCAAGAAGAUACCCGACGCGUACAACUGCUCAUCCGCACGUUCAAACAGUAUGGCCACUUCGUCGCCCACAUCGAUCCAUUGAAGAAGAGUGAGAAGUCGCCCGAGCUGCAAAAGUGGAACUGGGGCAGUCGGUGGGUUGAAAAGCCGUACUUUGACAGCUUCAAUCUCCACUCGCUCGCGCAUAGCGCUACGUUGGAGCUGCGGACCCACGGGUUUUCCGAAGAGGAUCUGGACCGCGAAUUCUUCAUUGGCGACGACUUGUCCAUCGGGCCCGUGGCGACCCUCCGCGACAUCGUGACGCAACUGCGUGCAUUGUUCUGCGGCCAUAUUGCGACAGAGUACCAGCAUUUGCGCAACCGCGACGCCGCCAUGUGGAUACGGGAAAGCCUCGUCAAGUACAACGACCACGAGUUCACGCCCGCGGAAAAAGUAGCGAUUUUCAACCACAUGCUGCAAGCGGAAUUGUUUGAGAAAUUUCUCGGGCGACGGUUUUCAGGAGCCAAGCGGUUCUCGGUUGAAGGCGGUGAAAGCUUGAUCCCUGGACUCAAGGAACUGCUGCAGACGGCCAGUGACUUGGGAGUUGAAGCCGUGUACAUGGGAAUGGCCCAUCGAGGGCGGUUGAAUGUACUGGCGAACGUGCUGGAGCGUCCGCUUCGGGCAAUCAUGUCGCAGUUCCAGCCGUAUUUGCCAGACGAGCCAGAUUACCCCAACAAUUCGGACGACGUGCGAUAUCAUUUGGGCACAGUGUCACAUCUCACCAUGCGAAACGGCAAUGUCAUGCAAGUGACGUUGUCAGCCAACCCAUCGCAUUUGGAAGCGGUCAACCCAGUGGUUCUUGGGGAAGCCAGGGCGUUUCAAGACAUCGCCAAGGACACGGAUCGGUCUCGCGUGAUGCCGUUGUUACUGCAUGGCGAUGCCUCCAUGUUCCAAGGCUCUGUUCGUGAAGCGUUUGGGUUUAGCGGCCUCGAAGAUUUCAAGACGGGCGGCACUGUACAUGUGAUCAUCAACAAUCAAAUUGGGUUUACGACGUUGCCAAAGCAAGCCGACUCGGCCGUAUACUGCAGUGACGUGGCCAAGAUCUCCCGCAGCCCCAUCUUUCAUGUGAAUGGGGACGACCCCGAAGCUGUGGUCAAGGUGAUGAAAAUGGCGGUGGAGUUCCGCCAAAAGUACAAAUGUGACGUGGUUGUGGACCUCGUGUGCUACCGCCGCCAUGGCCACAACGAGCAAGACUCGCCCGAGAUCACGGCGCCUGUGAUGUACCAUUGCAUCAACCAACACCCCACGGUGAUCACGUUGUACUUUAAACAGCUGCAGAGCCAGGGCAUAUUGACGGCGGAGCAGUGCGCCGACCUGAUCUCGGACAUCGAGCGCAAUUUGGCCAGCGAGCACGACCAUUCCAAGACGGCGCCUUCAUUUUGGGAUAACCUAGGCGACACCCCACCCCCCCUCCCUCCGACCGACGUCGCUCUGUCGAACGUCGCCAAGGACACCACCACCACUGGCGUGAACCGCAAGUUGCUCCAAGAGAUUGGCGCGCAGAUCUUUCGCAUUCCGGCGGGGUUCACGGCCCACAAGAAGGUCGAAGCCAUCAUGAACAACCGCCUCCGAGCGGUUGAAACCGGAGCGCGAGUCGACUGGGCGACCGCCGAGGCGCUGGCGUUUGGGUCGCUCUUGGCUCAAGGCGUCAAUGUGCGCUUAAGCGGCCAAGACUGCGAGCGCGGCACGUUCAACCAGCGCCAUGCAGUAUUGUACGAUCAAUUCGAAGCGCUGUCCAUGCGAAAUACCACGUACACGCCUCUAAACGAACUGUCGUUGGAGGUGUUGGCGGCCAAAGUACCCGAGUACGACGUGCCUAUCAACGUCCAUCCUCGCAUUCAAGUGUGCAACAGUCCGUUGAGUGAAGAGGGUGUGCUCGGCUUUGAGUAUGGCUAUUCGUUGCAAUGUCCGGGUGCGUUGACCAUUUGGGAAGCUCAAUUCGGCGAUUUUGCCAACGGCGCCCAGACGAUCAUCGAUACGUUUAUCGUGUCGGGGGAGCAAAAGUGGCACCGCCAUUCCGGCUUGAUCUUGAACCUGCCCCACGGGUACGAAGGCCAAGGUCCAGAGCACAGCAGUGCGCGCAUGGAGCGCUUCUUGCAGCAGUCCAACGAAGAUUCCGAUGGGUUUACGACGGACGAAGUCAAGGCUGAUGUGGAUGUGAACAUUCACAUUGUCAUUCCGACCACGCCCGCGCAGUACUUUCACGCGCUGCGUCGUCAAGUGUGUGCUUUGUACCGCAAGCCACUGGUCAUGUUUACGCCAAAAUACCUGCUGCACCAUCGUCCGUGCACGUCCGACUUAAGCAACUUCAGCCUCGACACGACCUUUCAGAGAGUGUUGGGCGACCACCCCGACGACAUGAAGCGCUUGGUGGCGGACGAUCAAGUACUAACAUUCCCAACUCGUUGUUUCAGAUGGUGUGAGAGUGUAUGUUUAUGUGUUGGCAACACAUACAGGUGCGCCGCCUAAUCUUGUGCAGCGGCAAGAUCUACUACCCCCUCGUGCAAAGCAUGCGCGCGCGGAACGUCCAAGACAUCGCCACGGCGCGCAUUGAGCAACUCGCGCCCUUUCCGUUCGCCCAAGUGGCUGCUUACAUGCAGCAAUACCCAAACGCCGACAUUGUCUGGGUCCAAGAAGAGCCAAAGAACAUGGGCGCGUGGUCCUACGUACAGUCGCGCCUCGCGACCGUCCUGCACUCUAUCGACGACAGGCGACGCGUGGGGUACGUGGGUCGGCACCCGGCGGCGUCCCCCGCCACGGGACAGUUUGAAAUCCACCAGCAAGAGAUGCGCGUCAUUGUCGACGAUGCGCUGGCAUCGUGAUAAUAUACGACAAUCGUCCGUGUUAUAACAUGUGUAUGUUAUAAUAAAAUGCAGUGUUAUAACAUAUCCUACGUAUGGCCCAACACAUCCGAGUAGAGCGUAUCCUGGCGUUGGCGGGCGGCCAAGUACUGGACGUGCGCUUGCAUCGACGGUGUUGAGCACGUGAAAUGGCGAUGCAGUAGUUUGUGGGGGGAGCUGCUGCUACUAUGUACCCCGAGGUGCCCCCCGACGAACAUGGCUACGCCUCGCGACGUCAAUUCCACCGCUUCGGUUUCGAGCCACACAGGCCGACCGACCACAUCCGCUGCCAAACAAUGCCAUGUCAACAAAUCUGUCGUCAAUAAUUGCAUAUAUAAAAGUACCGAUGAUCUGACGCCACACGGGCGACGAGCUGAGCGCCGUGCCGCUGGCUACCAAAUGAGCGUCCGAAGUCACAUAUUCUCC